Rhipicephalus sanguineus (brown dog tick) is the source of this 1062-nucleotide messenger RNA. RefSeq lists its product as uncharacterized. The record is from RefSeq and is a predicted model, not a curated record. The transcript has 2 exons. NCBI's taxonomy places the organism in Eukaryota, Metazoa, Arthropoda, Arachnida, Ixodida, Ixodidae. Bases 1 to 1062 code for a protein of 353 amino acids.
AUGUCGCGUUUAGGGAAGGUCGCUGAGUUUGAUCCUAAGUCACAGAAUUUCGAGUCUUACCUGGAGCGAUUCGAACUGUUUGUGCAAGCCAACGACAUAGAAGAGGAAAAGAAGCUAGCGGUUUUCCUAACUGUAAUAGGAGCAGAAGCUUAUGAAGUCUUGAAGAACCUUGUAGUGCCGGCUUCCCCACGUGAGAAAACUUACGAGGAAGCAAAGCGGUUGCUUACAGAACAUUACAGCCCACGGAGCUCGGUAAUCGCUGAGCGCUGCAGGUUCAACAAGCGGACUCAGCACGAAGGGGAAAGCGUAGAAAAUUUUAUAGUUGAGCUGAAGCACUUGGCCAGGAAAUGUAACUACGGCGACUUCUUACAGGAUGCACUUCGCGACAGGCUAGUAGCAGGUGUGCGCAAUGAAGAAACGCAGCGAGCCUUGUUCGCGGAAGAAAGCCUAACCUUUGACAGCGCCUGCAAGAUUGCCUUGGACCGAGAAAUGGCGGCAAGAGAGGCAGCGCUAAUGAAAGAAAAGAACAAAGAGGAGUCAUUAAAUGCGGUUGGGAGUCAGCCGAAGAAAGGGAUGAAGAAGACUCAAAAGAACCACUUUGCCAAGAAAGAGCGAUUGUUCGUGAAGACUGUGCGCGGUGAGUGUGCCUCGUGGGAGGAAGGUGUGGUGCGUCAGGUUGUGAGUGCUGUGACAUACGUGGUGAAAGUGCGCGAACAACUUCGGUUUACGCAUGCCGAUCACCUGCGACCACGCCAUGCGGACCCGACACCAAGCCUGAAUCCCAAGUCCGGACUCGGACACCCUUUAACGCCGCACAGCGACGUCACAGAGGAGAAAUCACCGGCCGCAGGAAACUCAGCCAGAACUUCCGUUCCAGAUAAACUGGUGGCUACUGAUCCGACGCCUCCUGUUCAACAGCCUAUCCCACCUGUCAACGUGAACUGCCCGACAGAGCUAGCAGCUCCGACGUCACAAACGGAGCCACGGUCAGCUUCGCCGUCAGCGGAAAGCCAACCGUUCCGGCGCAGCACACGAACCCGCAAACCACCGGAUCGUUUCUAG